UGGUAGACUAUCCUAUAUAGGCACUAUUUACAAACGUUCCUAUAGAUGUCGUCUUUGGAGGCAAUAGAUGCCGAGCAAAGCGUUGAAAAGCUGUCUCCAGAAACGCAGACACAUGUGGAACUUGCGGAGAAAGAUGUUGAAGUCAAGAAAACUUCGGAAAAGGAUUUGCUACCGUGGAAUACGGGCGAUGUAGUUUGGGCAAAGAUACCUGGUCACCCAUGGUGGCCUUCUUUGAUCACGUUUGAACCUAACACUACAAUUUAUUACAAGAUGAAGGGUAGAGCUAGGUAUUAUCAUGUUCAGUUUUAUGGUACCGAUAUGUUGAGAGGCUGGGUGACGGAAAGAAAUGUCAUCAAGUAUGAAGGAAAAUCACAUUUUCUUUCUCUAAAUCUCUCCAUUCAUGGCAUAAAGUUGUUCAAAAUUGCCAAUAAGCAACUGCCUUUAUGGGAAAAUGCAAUUAAAAAAGCAGACGAAGUUUGUUCUUUAACCUCACAAGAAAGAUUGGACUCUUUUAACACAUUAAAACUAAAUGUAAAUUGUGCUGCCAAACCAGAAAAUAAAGACAAGCCUUCUUUAUCAAUUGAUCAGCAAUUAAAUGGUGACACAUUUCAAACUUCAAUAAAAGAUGAUAAAAUUUGUGAUAAAACUGUUCAAGCAGCAACUACAACUAUGCCAAGCAAAAAAUUGAAGACAACAAAGUCCAUUGAGAAGAGUCGCAAAAAGAUAAAGAGUUGUGAAAACAGGAAUCAUAAGAAAGUAGUAAAGGGAGUUCAAAAGAAUUUCACACAAAUAUUUGACAAUGAUUCAAAGGACAAGGACCAUAAGUGUACUGUCAAUAAUGAUAAUUCAAAUAAGACAACUCCUACACGAAGAAAACGUGGUCGCCCUCCUAAAGACCCUAGCCAUGCUGCAAAUUGCAUCAAUUCAUUGCCAAAGAAACCAAAGAUAACUUCACCAAAACGGAAUGGCUUUUUGCCGAAAUUGAACUCUUCGUUUGCAGAUAGCGAGAGGUCUGAAACUGGAAGUGAUUGCAAUAGCUUUUUGACUAUGGACAUGACAAGUUUUGAAGAGCCAAAGAGGCUAUCGUUGAAAGCAUGGAAACUUAAAGAAGGUGUUUGUGCCGUGUGUGAGAAACCAGAUGAUCUAAUCAUUUGUGAAGGUGUUUGUAAAGAGACAUAUCACAAAGCUUGUCUUUGGAGUACUGAUUAUAUCCCGGAGAAACUUAUUUGUGAAAAGUGCACCACUGGUACCCACGUAUGCUUUGUUUGUGGAAAGACUAAUGAUCUAGUGAAGUGUUCAUUUUUACACUGUAAUAAGUUCUAUCAUGUGGAAUGCCUGCAGAAGUAUGAUGUUAAAAUUGACGAUAAUAACGUAUUUGAAUGCCCUCUUCAUCAUUGUAAUGUAUGUGGGAUUAACAAGACGAAAAACAAAAGACGUCUAACACAAUGUACUCGAUGUCCAGUGGCUUAUCACAGUGCGACAUGCAUUGUGGCAGGAUCACUUCCAAUCACAUCACAGUAUAUAGUUUGUCAUAGACAUUUCACAGCCGAUCCUAAAAAGGCACAUCACACGCAUGUGAAUGUCAAUUGGUGUUUUGUUUGCUCCAUCGGAGGAGAACUGAUUUGCUGUGAAAGAUGUCCGGCAGCAUUUCAUCCCGAGUGCAUUCAAGAAAAGGGAAUUCCUGAAGGAGAUUUCUAUUGCCGUGAUUGCAGGACUGGCAAAGAGCUGUUAUACGGGGAAGUUGUCUGGGUCAAGUUUGGAUUGUAUAGGUGGUGGCCCGCACAAAUCUGCCAUCCUAACUUUAUUCCAAACAAUAUUCAACGAAUGAAGCAUCAACCAGGGGAGUUUCCUGUCGAGUUUCUUGGUUCUCAUGACUAUCAUUGGAUACAUCGUGGUCGUGUUUUCUCUUACCAAGAGGGAGACAAAGGGUCAGUUGGCACAGGAGGAAAAUAUUUGGGAGAAAUAUUCAAAAGAGCUCUAGUUGAGGCCCAUGAAAGAUACGUAGAAUGGGAAAAGAUCCAGGAGGAAAAAGCUGAAAGAGACUUGGAGAAGUUAUCAAAGAAACCCGCUGCUUAUAAACACAUUAAGGUGAAUCGAUACACUACAGCAUCACGAUAUGAUAUUGAGGAAUCCGAGUGGACAUCUUGCGACUGUAACAUUAAUGAUGAGGAUCCAUGUGGACCUAACAGUCAUUGUCUUAACCGCAUUCUAUAUGUUGAAUGCUCGCCAUUGAAAUGUCCAGCUAAGGAGAAAUGUCAAAAUCAAUGCUUUGUAAAAAGACAGUACUUAGAUUGUGAACCCUUUCGUGCUCCAAAACGAGGCUGGGGUUUGAAAGCAAAAGAAGAUGCGACGAAAGGACAGUUUGUAAUAGAAUACGUGGGCGAACUUAUCAACGAAGAAACAUGUCGUGAACGAGUGAGAAAAGGCAUCUCAGAUGGUGUAAUGAACUAUUACAUGCUGACUAUCGAUAAAGAUUGCAUAAUUGAUGCUGGACCGAUGGGGAACUUUUCUCGCUUCAUGAACCACAGUUGUGAUCCAAACUGUGAAACUCAAAAGUGGACAGUGAAUGGCGAAGUUCGUGUGGGUUUGUUUGCAAAGCGAGAUAUCAAAGCUGGAGAGGAACUUGUGUUUGAUUAUCAACUGGAUUGUUUGGGCAACGAGAAGAAAAGGUGUUGCUGUGGAUCGGAUAAUUGUAGUGGUUUUCUCGGAGUUCGUCCAAAGACCCAGCACGCUUUGAAACUUUUGGAAGAAAAGAAGAAGAAUCAGGAUUCAAAGAAGAGUCAAGAUUCGAAGAAGAAAAAGAAAAAAACAGCUAGUAAAAAGAACAUUGAUGAACAUGAAGAUGAAUGUUUUGACUGCGGUGACGGCGGAGAAUUGAUAAUGUGCUCAAAGACAGGAUGCUCGAAAUGUUACCAUCUGUCUUGUCUUACCAUCGAUAAAAUACCACACGGUGAUUGGAUUUGUCCCUGGCAUUUUUGUGAUGACUGUGGUAAGGCGGCAACUAUACGCUGUCAUGAAUGCUCCAACUCUUUCUGUCAUGUCCACGCUCUUGGACAGAUCCACAAGUUACCGGACGGACAUUAUCUUUGCAAUCAGCAUUUUAUGGAGAGCAAAACUGCUGUCAAUGAAGUAUUAGAAGAUAAAUUGUUACCUUCGGCUGAUUUUAGGUUAACCAAAGACGAACCGGAGACCAGUGGUUCGGUUCUCUCAAAAAAUGCAGACGCAUCUUCGCAUCCCAACACUAGUUUUGGUGAAAACUUUCAUUCAUCCCAAAUUUCAGCCCGUGCGAACCCCAUCAGCAAAACUAUAGAUCCUCUUGUUGAUCCUGUCGUCCCCACUAUAGAUCCUGACGUCCCGACCAUUGAUCCCGUCGUUCCCACCAUUGAUCACGUCAUCCCCACCAUUGAUCCCGUCAUCCCCGCCAUUGAUCCCGUUAUCCCCACCAUUGAUUCCGUCAUCCCCACUAAAGGUUCUGUCAUACCCACUAAAGAUCCUUUCCUACCCACUAAAGAUCCUUUCAUUCCCACUAUAGGUCUUGUCAUCCCCUCUACUACUGCUAUUGAAUCUAAUAACGUCUGUAAGUCGAUAAAUGACAUUUUAGAUGGCUUCCCUGAAGCAAAUGCCACAAUGAACGCCAUUCCUAGUUGUGAUAAACUGAAUACCAUUUUAUCAACUGCAGUCAACUUGGAUCCUAUAAGUGAACCUACAUACCCAACCACUACUAUUUCGUCUGUAAAUGAUGAACCCGUUUAAAAUGUAUUCAAGGAAGCGUGUUGUGUGACAAGUAAAAUGGGUGAUUUUUAUCUAAAUCAAGAAAAUUUUAUCGGGAGUUUAAACCUACAGUCCAUGUCUUACCGUAAACAUGGUCUUUUAACAGCUAUACUUAGCAUGCUUUGCCAUAUUUUAGGAACAUUGACUAACUGCAAGUUUCUUCAAAGGAAGCAUAGUUUAAUUCUCGUUUUUCACAAGUAAUUUACUUUUCUUUGGGAACUACAUUUGCCAGACAUUUUUCUUUCAAAAGGUAAAUUGUUAGUGUAAUGUAUUGUAUUAUACUGAGACAGAUACGUGAGAUCAUAAAUAUUUUCUUCGACUGUGUAAUUUUAACACAAUACUCGCCACUUCAAA
Messenger RNA from Xenia sp. Carnegie-2017, 4125 nucleotides. RefSeq names its product histone-lysine N-methyltransferase NSD2-like. The record is from RefSeq and is a predicted model, not a curated record. Bases 46 to 3753 code for a protein of 1235 amino acids. Gene Ontology annotation, molecular function: protein binding; histone H3K36 methyltransferase activity. Gene Ontology annotation, cellular component: chromatin; nucleus. The transcript is spliced from 8 exons. Lineage: Eukaryota; Metazoa; Cnidaria; Anthozoa; Malacalcyonacea; Xeniidae. Gene Ontology annotation, biological process: regulation of DNA-templated transcription.